Saxophila tyrrhenica is the source of this 2583-nucleotide messenger RNA. RefSeq lists its product as uncharacterized. Gene Ontology annotation, molecular function: damaged DNA binding; protein binding. The transcript has a single exon. Gene Ontology annotation, biological process: double-strand break repair via homologous recombination; mitotic G2 DNA damage checkpoint signaling. Lineage: Eukaryota; Fungi; Ascomycota; Dothideomycetes; Mycosphaerellales; Extremaceae. The record is from RefSeq and is a predicted model, not a curated record. Bases 1 to 2583 code for a protein of 860 amino acids. Gene Ontology annotation, cellular component: Mre11 complex.
AUGUGGGUCCUCAGCUGCGACGGUGACCACUUCGGCGGCAAACGCCUAUGGCUGCGACCAGGAACCACACACCUCCUCGGACGCACAACUGGACAAGCCGAGAAUGGGGAGCGCAUACGGCAUAUCGACCACAAGUCAGUCUCGCGGAAACACUUGACCCUGGAAGUACUCGCAAGCCCGCCCGAAGACAUCACAAACAUCUACGCCAAGUCGCAGCUGAGGCUCAAAGAUGGCAGCAAGAUCGGAACGACAAUCAACGAGGACAAGAUCAAAGGCGAGGAGAAGGACCUAAGCGGCGGGCAGAGUGAGGUGGAGUUCACGAUCAGGCUGGGCAACUAUGAACACCUUUUCCACCUGGUCUGGAAACCGGUCGUGCUGUCUUUGACUCAUCUGGGCAAGAAGUCGAGAGACGGCGCGUUGGCGACACAGCGUGAGAGGUUUCAGAAUGCUGAUGUGAAGCUUGCUGCAGAGUACAUCACGAAUGUUACUACACAUUGCAUUGCCAAGAAACGCAACACGCCCGGGAAUCUGCAAGCGCUGCUGCAAGGAAGAUGGCUUGUGACCGAAUCAUACGUGGAUGCUCUCGCUUCUGCUGUGAAGCGAAGUGGCCCAGAGUCUGAGGGCAAGCUGGAGCAGGACUUCGACUCCAACUGGCCGGACGAGAUGAUUCAUAUCGUUCCAGUGUCGUCCGAGCCCAUUGCGCGAGAGGACGAGUAUCUAAAACCAAACGCCGAACGCGCAGAGGUGUUCCAGAACCUGAUCUUUGUGUUUCUCUCGCAGGCGCAGUACGAUUCGCUGCUUUCAGUGAUCACUGCAGGUGGCGGGAAGGCUUUUCUGUUCGAGCUCGACCCAGAAACAACCAAGGUUGAGGACAUGGUAGCUUUCAUCAGCGAGAUAGCCGGUAACAAGCGGUCGGGUCAAUUCAAGCUAAGUCAGCAGCCUGGCAAAGGAGGCGUGAUUGUUGUUCGUAUUGGUGACCGGGAAAUGGCGGGCAGAGAGAUCAUGCGAGCGCUCGAUGUGGCUCUCGACCAACGCUCGAUCGAGCAGGGUGAAUUGCUGGAUGUGAUCUUGACGCUUGACACUAGUAAAAUAAAGCAGGAGGUUCCCGACGCCUCUCAGAGUUUGGCUGGACGUGAUAACGCCUCGCGUGAAGGGAGCCAAGCACCUCGGACAUCACUGCAGGCCUCUAGAAAUCAUGAACAUUCACGUGGAGGCGGCAAGGCACCAGAGGAGCCUUCACACUCUGCCCCAGUUCGCGAAACAACACAACAUCGACCAGAGCGAUCAAGAGGAGACGCCAUGGCUGGCAAUUCACAACCCACCGAUGAACAGGCCCAAGAGAACUCACGAGCAACGCUCGAAACGUCUCCCAGCGAAAGGGCUGCCACCGCAAGAAAGCGCAACAGACGGAUCAUUACGCAGUCUCGUCUUAAAGGCUUCGACGAUGAUUUCGACCCGAGCCAGUUCUCGAAGCCUGCCUCUCAGUCUCCAGACCAGUCUUUCGACCAAGCGGAGCCCAGCCAAGCUGCAGAUGUGCAAGAUAUGGAUGUCGACGAACCGUCCCAGGCCGCGCCGACGCAGCAGUCGUCUCGGAAACGACCGGCGCCCUCGUUGAAGGACGAAGAGGAGAACAUGUACGACAGAAUUUUGACAGGACACAACACCAUGAAGCGACGCAAGCUUGCAGCUGGCCACGAUGAUGCGGACACCCGUGCGCUGGCGCAAGCAGAUCGCAAGGAUGCGGAGCAGAAGGCGAAGGCCAAGAAGAAAGCAAAGGAGAUGGACGUCAUGGCUGAGAUCCAAGCCCGUCGCAAAAAAGAGGACGAAGAGCGCCGUAAGAUGGAAGAGCAGACACGGGAAGCAUUGGACGGCCUCGAUAUCGCAGCCAUGAAGAACCUUGCUGUGAUUGAGGAGAUGGACGUGCCGAUGCGUGAGCGACCCGCUCGUCGCAGUGCAGCCGACGCCAAUACCGGACAGGGCGAUCGGUGGGACCCAGCGUGGAAUGGUCGCAAGAAUUUCAAGAAGUUCCGGCCUCAGGGUCAGGGAGACGGCAAUGCGCCCAGGCUUCCGCGAGUCAUCGUCGCGCUUGAGGAGGUUCCAAAGAAGGCUCACGGCAUCGGAGAAGAGUACUGGCUCAGCAACUCAACGGCGAAGAGCAAAGGCAAGUCGAAGAGCCAGUCGCAAUCUCAAUCGCAAGUUGCAAGCCAGUCCCAGCGCAUCGAUCUGGAGGAUAAUACGGGCACCUCCCGCCGCUUCCAGCGACGACUGAAGGAGUCUCGCCGCGAGGACCAAGACAGUGUCGGUGCGAUUUUGCCCGAUGAGAUUGCUGGCCAUGCUCGGGACGAAGCUCUAGAAGAGACUGCGAAUGCGAACGAGGCUGCGAUGAACUCCACGCCCAGUCAGACUUUCGGCACGGAAAGCCAGCGCCGUGCAGCUGGUAAGAGGCCUGCGACGGAGCAGAGUGGUCCACCGGCGAAGAAGGCGAGGCAGAGUCAGCGGGCGCCGUCGACACGGCAGACGAUUACGAUUGAUGAUGACGAUGAUGAUGAUGCGUUGAAGUUCAGGCGGCGGAGGAGAGGAUGA